GCAAGUCCUUACUCGGCUCGUAGGAGGGGCAGCGGCGGCCCGCGGUCGGCGGUGAGCUCGAGGCAUGGCGCAGAGUCGGCCCAUCAAGAUGGUGGUGGUGGGAGACGGCAUGGUGGGCAAGACAUGCCUGCUGGUCGCCUUCACCACCGGAGCCUUUCCCGGCAACGACUACGAGCCCACAGUCUUCGACAACUACGCGGGUAGCCUACUUGUGGACGGCGUCACUGCAAACCUGACGCUGUGGGACACCGCGGGACAGGAAGACUACGAGAAGCUGAGGCCGCUUUCCUACCCUGGGUCGGACGUGUUCCUGCUGUGCUACAGCAUCAGCAGCCAAGCGUCGUAUAACAACAUCUUGACAAAGUGGCAACCCGAGCUCAAGCAUCACUGCCCUUCGACGCCAUACGUCUUAGUGGCCACCAAGGCCGACCUUCGCCAAGAGGAUUCCGCCGAGGAGCUCGUGACCCGAGCAUCGGGCAAGAAGCUGGCCUCCAAGAUCAAAGCUUACAGCUACAUCGAGUGCUCAGCCAAGACGGGAGAACGUGUCAGGGAGGUCUUUGAAGAGGCUGCCCGGGCAGUACUCCAGCCAAAAUCCUCAAGAAAGAAGAAGUUAGCUUGUAAGAUCUUAUAGGCACGGCCUCGUGGGUGACAUCGGAGAUAUGUCUCACUCACUUAGCACGCUGUACAUGAAAAAGCCGCGGCAAUCUUUAUUUUUUCUUGUAUAUAGGUACAUAUAUCAGUGUCAGCGCAUCAUUCUUCGUACACACAAUCUACUCAGUGGCACUGUAGUAUGCGCGUGUUGCAAUAAAGUAAAAGUGAAUCAUCCAGCUGU
Messenger RNA from Rhipicephalus microplus (southern cattle tick), 832 nucleotides. Its product is annotated as ras-related C3 botulinum toxin substrate 2. Gene Ontology annotation, biological process: small GTPase-mediated signal transduction. Gene Ontology annotation, molecular function: GTP binding; GTPase activity. Lineage: Eukaryota; Metazoa; Arthropoda; Arachnida; Ixodida; Ixodidae. The record is from RefSeq and is a predicted model, not a curated record.